Messenger RNA from Aspergillus melleus, 2241 nucleotides. RefSeq lists its product as uncharacterized. The coding region runs from base 1 to 2241 and encodes 746 amino acids. Gene Ontology annotation, cellular component: lipid droplet. NCBI's taxonomy places the organism in Eukaryota, Fungi, Ascomycota, Eurotiomycetes, Eurotiales, Aspergillaceae. The transcript has 5 exons. Gene Ontology annotation, biological process: ergosterol biosynthetic process; triterpenoid biosynthetic process. Gene Ontology annotation, molecular function: lanosterol synthase activity. The record is from RefSeq and is a predicted model, not a curated record.
AUGUUCAGCGACUACGCCCUUAGAACUACGAAAGAAUUAGAUCCUCAGCCUCAGCUGAAGUUCGAAAACAAUCCAGAGUACCCUUUCACUUCACGCGCCACGAGCCUCGAUGGAUGGAGACUGACUGCGGAGGACGGGCUCGGACGAUUGAAGUGGAAAUACUUGACAACGGAUGCAGAGCGUGAAGCACAACCACAAGAUAAGACGUCGAAAUUUUUCCUUGACAUCCCUUUUACCGAAUCUUCCAACCGCAAGCCCGCUUGGAAGCCAUCGGAGGCAGCCAGGAAUGGAGCGUUGUUCCACAGUCAACUUCAGGUGAAAGACCUGGGCUGCUGGGCUGCUGACUUGAGCUGCAUUUUCUUUGUAACUCCGAUGCUUAUUAUUUCCUGGUACAUUACACAAGUCACGAUCGAUGAGGCACAUGCUAUCGAGCUUGUCAACUUCAUUCUUCGAGCCCAGAACCCGGACGGCGGAUGGGCCACCUAUGGAGGCCAGGGCACGACACUGAUGGGGACCGUUCUAAUAUAUGUGGCGCUGCGCCUGAUGGGUCUUUCUGCAGAUCAUGAGCGUCUAGUCGAAGCGAGAAGAUGUCUGUUAGACAUGGGCGGUGCUGUCUAUCUGCCAGGUUGGGCCAAGUUUUGGCUUGCUCUCCUAGGCCUAUACAAAUGGGAAGGCACAGACCCGUAUCCUGUUGAAAUGUGGCUUCUUCCGGAAUGGCUACCGAUCAGUCCCUGGAAAUGGUACAUUAUUCCUCGACAUGUGUAUCUGGUUAUGAGCUAUCUCUCAGCGAAGCGGUUCACCAUGCCGACGAAUCCUCUCCUGGAGCAACUGCGGACUGAGAUCUUCGUCCAACCAUAUGAGUCCAUUGACUUCGUUGCGUUCCGCGGUGUGACCUUUCAACGCUCUCGCGAGGUGCGCAAGAGCUGGGUACUCAACGCACUGAACUGGUUUAUCGACAACGUUUGGAUUCCAUGGUUUCGUCCUCGCGGCUUGGCCGAGAUGGGCGAGGAAAAGGUAUGGAGAAUUAUCGAGGAGCUAGAACAGAUCAACAACUCUGUCGGGAUCGUAAGCGUGGAUGCAUUCCUGAAUAUGAUCGCAUUCUAUUGCAAAGAAGGGCCAGACUCGAAGGCUCUGGCUAGAACUCAGAACGCCAGUUUCGAAUAUCUCUGGAUGGGCCCCAGCGGGAUGCAAGUGAUGAGCAUUCACGCUGGGCACACAUGGGAGACAGGUUUCGCACUUCAGGCCUACGCCGAGUCAGGACUUGCCAAUACUCCUGACAUCCGACCAGCUGCCCAGCGAGCGUAUAAAUUCCUGGUGGACCAGCAAUAUUUGGACGACUGGGACGAGGCUUCGUCUUGCGAUUGCUUUAGCCGGCUGGGCGGCUGGCCAUUCUCGAGUCAAUACCAUGGGUUUUCGUGCUCAGAUUGUACUGGGGAAGCGCUCAAAGCGAUCCUGCUGAUUGAGAGGAACACGGAUAUCCCAAAACUUACAGACGAGCGCAAUCUGCAACUUGCUGUAGACAACCUGAUCAUGAUCCAGAACCCGAGUGGUGGGUACAGCAGCUUUGAGCCUAUCCGCGGGAGCGAGCUUCUCGAGUGCAUGAACGGCACGGAGCUGUUCCAAAAUGUCAUGGUUGAAUUUGACUACGUCGAGUGCACAUCAUCAUGUAUCACUGCACUUGCAUUAUACCGAGCUCACAAUCCUGCCUAUCGCGCUCGGGAUGUUGCUCGCACAAUCAACAAGGGGAUUCGGUACAUCCUAAGCCGUCAGGGUCUGGACGGCAGCUGGCUUUCAUCCUGGGGUAUUGCAUACACAUACGGGGCUUUCUUUGCUAUGGAAGCGCUAGCUUGCGUUGGUUUGACGUAUGAAAAUAAUGACUCCGUCAAGCGAGGUUGCAACUUCCUACUGGGUAAGCAGCAGGCCGACGGGGGCUGGGGGGAGAAGAUCGACUCUAUUAUGACCAAAUCCUACGUGCAGGCAGCACAGUCGCACACUGUACAAACUGCGUGGAUCUGUCUGGCCCUAAUGCAUGUUCGCUAUCCAGACCCAGAGCCUAUCCGGAGAGGGAUACGGCUUAUCAUGAGUCGCCAGAAUGCAAAUGGCGAGUGGAAGCAGGAGAAUGCAGUAGGAAGCGGCAUAGUUACAUGUGAGCUUCUGUAUCACAACUACAUCUAUUCUUUCCCGAUACGGGCUCUAUCGAUGUAUGCAGAGCGAUAUGGCGAUGACGCCAUCAUUGAAUAG